AAUGCCAUUUAAAAGAAUAUCAGAAACAGAGGCAAAAAAUGUUGAUCCAGGCCACUUUUUACAAUCAACCCUUCUUUGGACUCAAAAACCUCAUGUUGUAAACAGACGAUUAUUAGCUGCAGUUCAAAAGUUUACGCACGUGCAAUCCUUUCCUAAUAAUUGGCCUGAGCUGAUUUUACCCACACAUUUACAGUUUGCUAAUAAUGUGAAGAGACUGUUAGAGAAUGGGGAAGAUUUCAGUAAAGAUAUUUUCAGUUGUCUAACCGAUUCUAAGGAAUUAGAAAGUGAGCAGACCAACGUUACAAUUUAUCUCCGUUAUUCUAUGAUAAAAAAUCCUAUUAAGACGUUUGCUGUAUAUGAUGCUGUAUUUAACGAUGACGUCAAUAAUAUAUCUCUAACAGCAGUUCUAGUGAAAGAAGACGUCAAUCAUAAAUUAGAAGUAGAAAACGGACCUAUUUUCUAUAUUAAAUAUAAUGUUAAAGACAAUAUGCAAUUGUUUAUUAAUGAUGAUGAUGCUAAUUUAACAACGAAUGACGUGUAUAAUUCAUUCUGGUUGGAAAGCGUUCUAUUAAAGAAAGUUAGGAAUUGGAGCGAUAUUAAAGAUUUGAAUCUUAAUCAAACGUCGCUCAGAGAGGUAGAUAUACCUUUCUAUAAUGAAAUUUAUCAAAGACUCAAGCAAGAGUAUGGUUUGCCAUUAGCAAAAACAUGGACAGAAUGUACUGAUCCCCAAAAGUUUGUUUUUGAAGAUGUGGCUAUUGCUGCUUAUUUAAUCUGCCUUUGGAAGGCAGAUAAGGCUAAUAAAUUUGUUGAUCUUGGCUGUGGUAAUGGUUUAUUAGUAUAUAUCUUGAAUUCAGAGGGAUAUGAUGGUUAUGGGAUCGAUUUACAGUCGCGAAAUAUUUGGAAUCGAUUCCGACCUAAAGCCGACUUGAGAGAAUAUGCAAUGGAGCCGUCCACCGAAAUAUUUAUGGACGCAAAUUGGAUUAUUGGCAAUCACAGUGAUGAAUUAACGCCUUGGAUUCCCGUAAUUGCUUCUAGAUCAAAAUGCUCAUUUUUUCUUUUACCCUGUUGCGCAUUUGAUUUCUUUUCAAGAUUCCAAAGAAAAGGGAGGGAAAGAGAAAGUGUUUAUGAGGAGUAUACAAAAUAUCUUAUAAAUUUAUCGACAGCCAGCGGUUUCGAGGCCAAAGUAGACGUCUUGAGGAUUCCGUCAACCAAGAGAACUUGCUUAAUCGGUCGAAAAUGUACUUCGAUGGAUUAUUCUGCAAUUUCUGUAAAAAUUGAUAAUUUUAUAGAAAGUAGAAGAAAACUAUCAAAUGAAAAAGAAUUUACAGCUCGCAAAGAAGUGAAACGUCCGAUUUUGGAGAAAGAAACCAAAGAGUCAAUCGCAAUGACAAUAUUUAAUAAAUUACUGGAAAUUGAACCUGCAAACUAUGUUGACUUUCCAUCAAAACAAAAUUGGAUUUGCGGAGGAGAAUUAGAUUUGAAAGAUUGCGCCAGUUUAUUUGAUACGGACCAAUUGAACAAAUUAAAAAGUCAAGGUGGGGGUUUAGCGAGCGUACUUAAAGGUUUUACUCAAAUAUUUAGUAUAAUUAAGGGAAAAGUUCGCUUAAAGUUGCCUACAAACUGCAAUCAUAACGAAGACAAACGGAAAAGAAAAAAGGUCGAAAUAAAAAAAAAACUUUGUUGGUUUCAUUGUCAUCAUCCCAAUAAUUGUCCUUUGAAGACAGAAGAUUGCCCUUAUGCUCAUGGUUCUCAUGACUUAUUAAACAAAUAA
Molecule: messenger RNA, 1771 nt
Organism: Dimorphilus gyrociliatus
Lineage: Eukaryota; Metazoa; Annelida; Polychaeta; Dinophilidae
Source: the annotation of a GenBank genome assembly